ACAAGGUAGACUUUGCAGGUGGUCUUUGUUUCACGGAUGAGCAAUGAACCGGACCCACCGCGAGAGGAGGAUGACGCUGACCUCGAGGAAGAGGCAGGCGUGAUCUUGGAUGAAGCCCAGUUGAACGAGGAUGACCCUGACUUCGAGCCAAUCGAAGAGAAUGGCGAAGAGGACGCAGCAGAUCAGUUAGAGCCGCCCUUCGAAGAGAAUGAGAAUGGCGAGGAGGACAAAGCAGCCGAUGUGGCCGAUGUGGCUGAUGCCGAGUUCGAAGCACCCCUCCAAGAGAAUGGCGAAGAGGAUCACUUGGAGGUACCGGAAGAGAAGAGUCAACAGGAUGAGCUGGUGGAGAUUUCGCCUGAGAAAGCCGAGGAGGCGGAUCCGGACCGAGGGCCACGGCGGGAAGUGGCGUAUCAGGAGGCUUGCUUCGUGGAGCCCGGCAAGGAGAUGGUGCGGGUGACGUUGGUGGAGAAGAACGAUUGGAAGUUGGUGCCGUUGGGAUGUCAGGCAAGGCUGUCCUGUGUGGAUGAGAUGGUCUUCCGGAUCCAGGACAUCAGCAAGGUGAACCCAGGGGGAGCCAUAGCAGUGGAUCUUUUGCCGGUGGAGCCGGGCUGGAGAGAAAUCCCAUCCUUCAGCUCGGGUACUCUGCAGGUGCUCUUAGCGGCCACAGAUUUGGAAGAGGCCACGAUGAGUGCCAUCCACUUCCUCGCGGCUCAAGACUCGGCGGAGGCUGAGCGACCUGAUGGUUGGCCCUCUGUCGAUAUCCUGAGCUUUAUCCAGGACACGUUCCCCGAGAUCUUCUCUGAGAUGGUGGAGGACGACAUGCGUCCACUGCUGGAGGGCUCGAUCCUCUUCAAGGUGAUCGAUGACUCUCUGCAGCGAGUGGUUUGCAGGACGUCUUCAUCUCCGCUUGAGGACUCGGUGCGGCGGCUCUUGGCGAGGAACAAGUCGGCCGAGGCGGUCGAGGGCUCCGAAUCUGCUGAGUUUCUGGCUUGGGACUCCUUGAUGAGCAAGCUUGACAAGGAAAUCGGUCCUCGAGACCCCUUCUUGGACAGGCAACUGCUGCAGUUUGCACCCUCCGUGUGUUUCAACAUGACCGAGGAGGACCCUGGGGGUCUCGUCACUCUGCGGAAGCCGCUUCCCGCGCUGGAGAUGUCGCUGAAGCCAGAGAGGGACCUACUUCCAGAGCCAGACGGACGCCAUGGGGCCUCCGAUGCCACAGCGAGCACAGCGUGCGCGAAGAGCAGCCAGGAGGAAUCCCGGCGACGAUCGCGGAGAAGGCACUCGGGUGAUGCAAAGCAAUCCAACCCGACCUUGGCCAAGCCGAACGCCUCCAACGCUUCCUCGCGGAGAGCUGAACCGUUGAGGCUCAGGCCAAGAGAAAGGCCCAAAGCAGGUACCGCGAACGCUGCUUCCCGAGCGCGGAAUGCCAGGACCAGCCGAGAGACCGCCGCCAAGACCUCUUCAGCUCCGCGCUUGCGCAUCCGCAGUCGCAGCCGUGAGGAGUUGCGCCGGAGGCAUUCGAGGCAUAGCACCGAGGACGUCUUGCGGCGAGGGGAACCCCCACGCACCUCCACGCGCAUCAGUUUGAUGGCCCGCGACACCCGGAGUCGAGCGCACGCCUCGCACGCGUCCUCCCGCGCGUCCGCGCGGGACUCCACGGGGCGAGGACCCGCGCGGGACGCGCCCGACGAGCCGUCCACGCGGGCCGAGGGUCGGCAUAGUGCACGGCACUCCACACGGCGGACGCGGGAGACGGAGGACCGUCUGAAAUCCUCGACGAGGGGCGAUGAGCGGCGACAACGAAGGGAAGAGAGCGCCCGAGUGUCAAGAGCAGACACCCCACGACAUGCAGCUACGCGAGAAGAAGCUCCGCGGCACACGACGUCGCGGGAAGUGGUUCCACGGCAGACUUCGACGCGGGAGAGGUCUGAUCGAAGAUCUCGACGAGAGGACCGCUUGGACCGCGUUCACCGCUCCAGUCUAGUUGGCCAAAGAUCCGCCGACCGAGCGGCGACGGACGCGAACAUGCCUCGUGAGGGGCGUCGAGAUGAGGGCCGCAGCGGGCACCGCGAGCGGAGGCGGGAAGAUCCUGGCAGAGAGGUGCCGAGAUCAGGACGCCCCAGUAAUCCGUCGAAGUCGGACAGGUCAAGGCACGAAGAAAGAAGAAGAAGUAGAUCGCGACGCAGAGAGUCCUCCAAGGAGCUGAAUGGUCGGAUCAACGGCCAUGACACCUCUGCACGAGGUCCGCCUGCUCCGCUGCCCGCAGACGUCAUGGGCGGUGUUUGGCAGGAUCCCGUCGCGCCCGCUCGGUCCGCUCCUCCUGCGCCGCCCCUCCCAGCGCCCGCCGCGCGGGGGGGCGGCGAGGGCGACCGUUCAGGCGCCCUUGACGAUCCGGGUGCCAAUUCCAAAGGCACCGUUUCCACCGCCCAUGCCAAAGCAGGCAGCGCCCAAGCCCUCGGCACGGCCCUCGACACGGCCGCCUGCGCCGGUUGUGGCGCCGGCUCCGGCGCCGCGGCCGAGCAUGAGGAGCUCCUGGGGAGGUGCCCCAGGGCAGUGCUGGCAGCGGACCUGACAGAACCAUCGAAAGAAAAAACGGCCGCGAGCAGAUGGUGCAUGUAUCGAAAUGUCGCAGAGAGAGCAAGAAUUGACGUGAUGAGUCAUAUGCUGGAUGAGCCCUUUGCGCAAGCAUUGCUCGUACAGAAGGGUUCCUGCUAUUUCCAUUUGUCCGCGCCGAUGGAAAUCCCAGAUCCAAGCAGCUUGGCCGAGGCGAACAUAUGGGUACAGCGAUAUGGGCCUGUCUCCACUCCAACAGCAUCGGCUGGAGAUUGGAAAAUCUGGCCGCAUAUGCAAUCCAAAGAGGCCUGGCACCAGGCAAUGGGCACGCGCGGUGGUUUGAUGGCCAAAUUCUUAGAGGCAAGAGGCAUUUUCAUGGAUGGCUGUCAGAUUUGUCAUGAGUUCAACCGAUCCACGCAGUCGAACUUCGAGGGGCAUGUAGGCGGGAGAGCGCACUUCAAGCACUGGUGCCAUCUUUGUUGCCGAGAGGAUGCAAAGGACAUGAGUAGCUUCCGAGAAAAGUGGUGGGAGGAGUGGAUUGUGAAGGGAAGCGCCAUUCGCUUCAACCACGCAGAUGGUGUCGUGGAGCUCCGGAAGAAUUACCCUUCCAUCCAACCAAGCCCAAGCCAAGCAGCUUCAGGAUCUAUCCCAGCACCACCAUCCCCAGUUGAGUUCACACCAGACUCAAGCAAUGUCGUGGCCUUGGCCUUGCAGAAUCCUGGCAAUGUUUUCAGCCUUUGCCUUGAGGAGAACGUCUACUACCUCCUAUACUCGCACGAUCGCCUCCCGACAGGGAAGCCGGUGACAGAGCUGGCAGCUCAAUUUUGGCAAGAGUGGAUCUUACCCUUGGGGAUUCUUCGAUUCAAUCAUUUGCAUGGGCAAGUGUGGAUUUGCCGUGGGAAGGCACCACGACAAGCAAAACCCAUGCCCUUUCCGAGCUCUUCAACUUCCAAUGAAGCUCAACAAGGUCCUUUGUCUUCCAAAGCACUACGAAGUCCACCGAUGCCGAGCUCAACCUCCCCACAAACUCCGUCGCGGCCCGUGCCCACCAGAGCUGCGGCGCAUGGUGUGGAGGAUCCGCAAGACCUGGCAGUGGAAGGGGUGUGGUUUGUCAGUUAUCCACCCUGCUAUCAAGAGCACCUGGGUGCUGCUAAGCAUUGGGAUGCCCUUUAUCCAUACGCCAGGGAGGGUGUUUGCAUCGAAGCGGUCCGCGACAGGCUGUGGAAUACGAUGAUGGUUUCUGGUGGCUGGGUGAGAAUCAAUGAGUUGGACGGCGCCAUCGAGAUUGCCAAAGGCUCAAAGGAACCUGGAACACGCAGCACUGUGAACGCUGAAGGGCCACCUGCAAUACAACAAGGCCGCGCAGGGAAUGCGCAGGUAGGACCUGUCCUUGGAUCGGACGAAGUUGGGCGUUGGAGGUCCAAGUGCUUGCGACUGUACCAAUCAAAAGCCCAAGCUGUUCAAGACGAGCUGCGCAAGUAUGAUUUGCACCCAGGCCAAAUUCGGUGUGAUGCUUGUGGAAAGCAGCUCGCCAUCAUGGAGUUUGCCAGUCACUUGAGGAGCCAAGAUCAUUUCAACCAGAUUCAUGUGGGUGAUGCCGGUGCGGAGGACCCACAGCAGGUGUUUCAGGCUGGCAGUUUGCGUUUGAAGCUUAACCUUGCCGACCUGGACAUCACUGUGGAGAAGGUCAAACAGAGCCCAGACGGAUGGGAGAUUGUUUAA
Molecule: messenger RNA, 4275 nt
Organism: Durusdinium trenchii
Lineage: Eukaryota; Dinophyceae; Suessiales; Symbiodiniaceae
Source: the annotation of a GenBank genome assembly